AUGCAUCCAUCUUUCAAACCUAAAACCUCUUCUGAUAAGUUCAAUAUCUUAGUUGUGGAUGAUGAUCCCACAGCUCUUUCUAUUGUUUCAGCCUUGCUGAAAUCAUGGAACUAUGAAGUUCGUUCCUUUUCUUCAAUUCAUGAACGUUACAUCAAGGCUUCUUUAUUGACUCUUUCAUUUCAUUUUCAAAUUAAUUUUCACGUUGGUUUACUCUAUUUUACUCUUUUAAUUUCAGCUAUUACUGUGAAAUCCCCAGUCGAUGCUCUAGCAACAGUGAGAACUCAGCAUGAACGCAUCGACCUUGUCCUUUCCGAUCUCCAUAUGCCAAUUAUGAACGGGAUAGAACUGCAAAAACAAAUCGAGGAAGAAUUUCCUGAGAUGCCUGUCAUUAUAAUGUCCUCAGAUGACAGAGAGAGUGUCAUCCUGGAGAGUUUAGCCAGUGGGGCUGUGUUUUACAUAGUAAAACCAAUCAACCCAGAUGACCUGAAAAAUGUUUGGCAAUAUGCGAUUACAUCGAAGAAAGGUAAAGCUAGGUACCUGGAGGAAAUGAUCAGCAUCCAUUUCGGCGGAUCCUUAUCUCGUGAGACUGUUAGUUCAGCUUCAUCUGUAAACGAUGGAAGGCAUGGAAAAACGAAAGACAACAAGAGAAAGGCCAGCAAAAAGGGCAAAGAAUAUAUGGAAGGAGAAAACUCCGUUGCUCCCAAGAAGGCCAAGGUGGUUUGGACAAAUUCUCUUCACAAUCGCUUUUUGGAAGCCAUAAGGCAUAUAGGCCUAGAAAAGGCUGUCCCCAAGAAAAUUCUUGAGGGCAUGAAUGUGCCAGGCUUAACUAGAGAAAAUGUCGCUAGCCAUUUGCAGAAAUACCGGCUCUUCCUAAAACGAGUUGCAGAGAAAGGCAUUACUAUAACAACUAAGAACUUCUCUAGUAGGAACGUUAUGUCCAAUAGUUUUGCACCAUUGGGGCAAUCCUCAAUGUUUCUUAACCUUGCUCAACAAGACAGUCAAAAAUUACAGGGAAUGCAGCCAACCAGAACUUCAUUUCAACCUGCAAGUUAUGGAGGCACCACCUCGGCUUUUAAUGGUGGCAACAUUGGUUCAAGGCAAGGACCUUCAAGCAGUUCUGUGUCUCAACUGGGUUUGCAGAUGGAAAAUCAAGCUAAUAUUUAUCAACCAAACUUUGGAACCACAAAUCCUCUCAAUCAGCCAAAUCGACCCACUUUUGGAUUGGGAUCAAAUGACUUUGGAAACCGUUCGUUUGCCCUUGGAGGCACGCCCGGUGGUCUUAUGAAUAGCGCCAAUCCGAUGCAAAUGUAUCCUCCACAAGGAAUUUUCAACAACCUUCCUCCAAAUUAUGCUGGGAUGCCCUCUCAAAUUAGCCAAACGACACUCAAUGAUAAUUUUUUAAACGGGGGCUGUGACUUGAUCAAUCCUUCUCACAAUGAAAAUGUCAAUUUUGGCCAAACGGGAAGUGCUUCAUUUGGUUAUUUCCCUCCUGGAGAGUCAUCUUCUGCUAUGUUUGAUCGCCCAUAUAACUCAUUCCGGCCAGCAUUUGCCAGUUUUAAUCAACAAGAAAGCACUCAAGUCUUGCCACCCUAUGGCAUCGACAACGGUGGGCAAAAUAAUUUUACUUUUGAUUUGAUGAACAAUGCGUCUGCCUGUGGUAAUCCACAGCAAACGAGGGAAGGUGACAUUUCUGGCAUUCUGUUUGGGACGACUGACAAUCCAUUUAAGUUUCAGCAACAAGUUGGUGAAGGUUCCUUGAACCCUACCUCUGGUGGCAGCUCAAAUUUUGUUCAACCGAAUCCUCCAGGCAAUCCAUCCUUGAACCUGGACUUUUCUGGCCCGUUUUGUGUCGAACAUUAUGAUCCUUGGCUUAAUGAUCAGCCAACUCUUGAUCAGCUUGAGGAGAUUGUUGAAGACAUCAACCUUAACUCGGAGAAUGGUAACAGCACCAUUGAUGACUACUUCCUAAACUUCCAGCAAAACGAAGAGAAGAUAACCUCUCAGCUGCAUGACCUACUGCUAGACAAUAACCUCCCAGAAAAUCAAGAAUGGGACGAGGAGUUCCUGAACUCGUUGUUCGAUGACCACCCAGCUUUCUGAGAGAGUGAUAACAACCUGGGAAGGAGCUAAAUCCACUAAUGGAGAAACUUUUAUCAGAUUUUAUGGAUUGGAUUUGGUUAAAUUUAUAUGUAGUAGUUUGGUUUUAGCAACUGUCGAACUUGGUCGUUGCUUCUAAGUUUGGUUUGGUUAAGUGCCUUACCUAUGAACUUAAUACCUAGUAUAAAUAGAUAAAUUUGGAAAACUUUUUAAAUAA
Molecule: messenger RNA, 2314 nt
Organism: Mangifera indica (mango)
Lineage: Eukaryota; Viridiplantae; Streptophyta; Magnoliopsida; Sapindales; Anacardiaceae
Product: putative two-component response regulator ARR13
Exons: 9
Coding region: 1-2100 (699 amino acids)
Biological process (GO): cytokinin-activated signaling pathway; phosphorelay signal transduction system
Molecular function (GO): DNA binding
Source: RefSeq, a predicted model, not a curated record